AUGACAACCAGGGGCUUGGAGGAUCUGGACGGGGGUCUGGGCAGCUGCCUCCCCAGCGACGACCUCUCGUUCCUGGAGGAGCCAGCUCCAGGCCGGCGGCCAGACGGCAAGGCAAGAGGGACAUCCAGGCCAGGCGGCUCUAACAGCUGGACACAGGUCCUUCAGGACCCUGUGACUGCUGGCGCUGCGGACGGCGGGGCCAAGAAGAUGGAAAAAGAGCUCGCGGCCAAGGAGAGCGCAGGAGCCAGCAAGGCUGCAGCAAGUCCCCGGAGCGUUCCGGCGCGCAAGAAGUCGCAGGCUGCGCCCCCCCUGAAGCCGCCCCCGCCGCCGCCCGCGCCACCCAGCGACGACGAGCUGCCCUGGGGAGACCUGACGCUCAACAAGUGCCUGGUGCUGGCCUCGCUGGUGGCGCUGCUGGGCUCGGCCCUCCAGCUGUGUCGGGACGCAGUGGCUGGGGAGCCUGCCCCCCAGCAGUGGGUCCUGCCCAGCUCUCCACCCAAGAAGCCAGCGUCACCUCCGCCUAAGCCCCUGCCCUCAGCGCCCCCAUCCAGGCCUUCUGAGCCCCCAUCCGGGCCACCCCAGACCCAAGCACAGAUGCUGGACAAGCCUGAGUGUCCUGGGAGCCCGGAGGCUACAGAAACCCAGGAGGAGCCUGGGGGGUCCUCUCCGGACGCCUCUGGGGAGGAACGCUCACCCCUCGGGGACCGUAGGACCCAGGAGAAGCCGAGGAAGGAGAAGCCAAGGAAAGAGGAGAAGCUGAAGAAGGAGAAACCGAGGAGGGAGAAGCCAAGGAGAGAGGAGAGGCCAGGGGCCAGCAGGGAGCCCCGCCAGCCCCUGCCCAGGCGCUGGGAGGGGCGGGAAGGAGGCCAUAGGCAGUGGAGGCGGGACUCCAGGGACCUGGGGCACGACAAGCGGCAGGCCUGGGCUCCCCAGCGACGCCGUGACCACGAAGACCGGCCCAGACAGAAGCACCGUGGGGGAAAGGGGCGUGACUGA
Messenger RNA from Psammomys obesus (fat sand rat), 996 nucleotides. It is a transcript of the gene Jsrp1, whose product is annotated as junctional sarcoplasmic reticulum protein 1. NCBI's taxonomy places the organism in Eukaryota, Metazoa, Chordata, Mammalia, Rodentia, Muridae. The record is from RefSeq and is a predicted model, not a curated record. Gene Ontology annotation, biological process: skeletal muscle contraction; regulation of ryanodine-sensitive calcium-release channel activity. The coding region runs from base 1 to 996 and encodes 331 amino acids. Gene Ontology annotation, cellular component: sarcoplasmic reticulum. The transcript has 6 exons.